Messenger RNA from Fusarium verticillioides 7600, 983 nucleotides. RefSeq lists its product as hypothetical. NCBI's taxonomy places the organism in Eukaryota, Fungi, Ascomycota, Sordariomycetes, Hypocreales, Nectriaceae. The coding region runs from base 48 to 983 and encodes 311 amino acids. The record is from RefSeq and is a predicted model, not a curated record. The transcript has a single exon.
UUUCUCUGCAAACAUCGCAGUCCGGCCAGGACAUCGAAAUCGUGGUUAUGAGACUCACGUACCCAUUCAUUCAGCUCUUGGCACUAUACAAGGUGACCUCAGCUUCGCCAUGCAAGCCUUCUUCUCAGACUUCCAAUUAUAUUACACCCACCAGCACUUCCAGCUUUAGCAAUGCUGAGGCGACCAGUACACAUAUUUUUUCGACAACUUCGUUGACGACAGAGUCUGCCACCUUUACGGCCCUAUCUUCCAGUGUCCUUCCCGCAGAGACUGAGUCUGUCACAUCGACAGCUGUCUCUUCAUCAGCUUCGGUUACAGAGUCAGAACCAUCGACCAUAGCCUCUUCUGAGACAGCAACUAUUGCCGAAAGCACCACGACACAUGAACUUUCACUCUCGACAACCUUUGCUACAACCUCAGCUGAAACGUCAAUUGACGAGACACCCACCACGACAACAUCUGUUAAGCAACAGCCUACCAACUUAAUUCGCAACCCCGGUUUUGAAGACCCUACCUUCGCGCCCUGGGAAGCAGAGAAUAUCGGAAAUCGCGGAUGGCUAUCCAUCCGCAGCGACACGUCUCGUCCAGGAUCACUCCAGUGCGGCGUUUUCGAUUCUUCAGUUCCGCCUACAGGAGGGCUAAGACGCAGACUUAUCCAGCCGUGGAACUGGGUCGUCAAACAAGCUAUUGACCCUUCCAAGAUCAUCGUCGGAAAAGAAUAUCGCUUCUCGAUUUUUCAAAAGACCACAGCGUCUAGCGGUUGCAAUGUCCAGCGGCUAGGAUGUGGAGGAGGAUCAACUCCGGCCGGCUCUGGCGAUUUUGGAGGCCCCCUGAGUACGUGGGCCUUGGGAGCAAUUAGCUGCACAUGGAAUCAAGCUCAGCUUGAUGCUGGGCCCUAUGUUGUAUUAAAUAAUAUCUGCCACUCCAUAACUUUCUCUCUUGACGAUGCUGUCUUGAUAGAAAGAGAGGCGUCGCCGUAUUGA